Molecule: messenger RNA, 3054 nt
Organism: Anarrhichthys ocellatus (wolf-eel)
Lineage: Eukaryota; Metazoa; Chordata; Actinopteri; Perciformes; Anarhichadidae
Product: receptor-transporting protein 3-like
Exons: 2
Coding region: 2217-2708 (163 amino acids)
Biological process (GO): protein targeting to membrane; protein insertion into membrane
Molecular function (GO): olfactory receptor binding
Source: RefSeq, a predicted model, not a curated record
GUUGGGCUGAUGACUGGAGACAUUUGUCACACUUUUACUCAAAUUGUGAACAGUUGAUUUGACUGACAAAUGUUCGUUAGCUCGCUUAACUAGCGUCACAGUACAUGACGCCAAACGUGACCACUUCAUUCAGACUCCAACUAUCGACUAACGUUAUUCACUUAGCCAAUCUUAACGGUUGGCAUAGCUAGGUUAACGCUAGUUAACGUAGGCGUUGCAGUAGAAAACACCGAGGUAAGCGGUGAAAUAGUGGCUAACUUAGCUUACAAAACACAUCGUUAGCAAUGAACUAGCUGGCUAAAUGCUAACCACCUGUAAUACCAACUGUAAGACGUUGACCAGCGUACUUAUACUGAUGAUUCGGUCGAAUGAGGUAUGUAUCGGACCCCUCCAUCGCAGAUAAAGAAGGCAGACAGUUGCUAACAAGCUAAUCUUUGCAAAGUUUCAUCCGUAAACAUAGCGACGUAUUUUCCACCUUCCCGGUUUCAAAAUAAGAGUACGACAAAAUACGUUAGCACUGUGUCUUGUUUUGAAAUAUGCUAGAAGUUUUUUCGCAUAGUUCUUUCCAAUCGUCUGUCCGUUGGAGUCCUGUUAUCGUUGUUCACACGUUUCUUUCUCAGGCAAGGAAAGCCUUUGAUAUCAUUGUCUUCUAAAAUGUCACUAUUAUCUCCGUCAUUUCCUUCACUCACUCUCUUCCUCUUCACUCCCACAUGGACUGGUAUCAGCUCAGGGUUGGUAUCAAAAGAGGCAAUACGGUGGAGGCAAUUCUCUGCUCUGUGAUUUCUGAACUUCCAAGGCCUCAUCAACUACAGACAAAUCAGAACGUAUCUAAUUUGGCUUCAUUCACCCGAGAAAAACGGCACAAAUGUGCCAUGAUUUCAGGAGCAAAUCAAGACUCCUCGCUGGAUUUAAAGAUCAGUCUCCUGCUCUGAUGGCGGCGGGGAUAGCACUCUCCUCAUCCUCCCCAUGCUCCACAUUAUCCCAUCUUUUCUUGCUUUGUCGAGGAUAAGAAGGUCUGAUUUAAAUCACACAAAAUUAAAUGGAAAAUGUAAGGCAUUUUCCACACUACACCGUAUAAAAUGUACAAGUAUUUUAUCAGGUAUCUCAUAUAGGCCAAAUUAAACUAUUUGCAUAAUAACAAGAUUUUCCCUUAUCUUCUGUAGCUAAUCACAUUCAAACUGAAACCAGCCAACACAAAUCCAAUAAUUCAAAUCUCAAUGAAGAUUUAUUGGAAUAAUUAAAGGGACUUGUUUUGAAUUCCAGGUAUUUUGUUCUCGUGUCAAAAAGCCAGAGGGGUAAACACUGCGCACAGUUUAAUUGUCUAAUAAUAUUGCGGCUAAUGGUUGAACACGCGUGUGACUCAAUACAUUCAGUAUUGAUCAUCAUUGGCUACAGACGAGGUACGAAUUACAAAUGGCAGAAAUUGAGUUACUUCCUGUUGUAACAUUAAACCUGCAAAUGAGGUUAAAUUAGAUUAGAGGUUUAUUGUUUAAUGUUAAGCAACUUACUAUUGUAGUUCCUACACAGAUUAUUGAUGUUAAAUCAGGAAAAUAAGUGUAAACAGCGAGGGCGGCCAUGAUAUUGGCACCAAAAAAACACUUCUAAUCUGUUGAUGAAUUUUCAUACAGCACAGAAGUUAAAAUUAGACUUAAAGUUGAAAUUGAACCAUACACAGGAAAGAUGGGUAGACAUGUUUGACAAGCUACUGUCUCUAUAGGGAAAUGAUAAUGAUGACACCAGAUCAACAGUUUGUACAAUUACUUCUGCAAAAUGAUCCCAUCUAUUUGAAUAAAAAUGUAGUAAAUAUAAGUAUGUUUUCAUCUAGUGCAAGAUAGAAGACAUGAACAUCCCAGUCAACAAAAUUGUUAUUCCCCAUUCCAGUCAUAGACCCGGAACUUAAUAAAACCAAGUUUCCACUUUUAAAUUAAAUUUUCCUCAAGCCCUCUUGGUAAAGUCACAGUACUUUUAAGUUUUAUUUUCCUCAAACUCUCUAUUGGUAAAGUCACAGUACUUUUAAGUUUUAUUUUCCUCAAACUCUCUAUUGGUAAAGUCACAGUACUUUUAAGUUUCAUUUUCCUCGUACUCUCUAUUUUUAGAGUCAUUGUCUCUCAACCAAGGCAUGAUACGUCAUUCUCACUAGUUGUUUGUAUACUGUGCAGAUCAGCUGUCAGUGUUUAGUCUCUUUCUCAGCCAGCAGCACCCCUGGCACCGACAGGAUGGCACAUCCGGAGUGGACACGUCUCUUCCAGGUAACAGCCAUGAAUCUGAAACCAGGAGACUCAUGGCAUCUGGAGUUUGAUGAAAAUCUUAUGCCUAACUGCAAAAAACCCGGCUGGAAGAAGUGUAUCGUGAGCACCAGUGGAAGGUACAAAUGCUCCAAGUGUGGAAGAGGCUGGUCUUCUAACAAAGUGAGGGUUGCCUGCCACAUGCGCCUGUCAUACAGGCAGGGCGUUGUCAAGGUGAGGCCCUUCCGUCAGAACUGCAAGGAGUGCAGCGAAGCGCCAAUGGAGAAGCCCAGCAUCACCUCAGAGAACAUCGAGAUCCUCCUGAAGAAUGUUGUGGAGAAAAUAAGAAUAAAAUGCUACAAUGAAGACCUGGGCAAAAAGAUCAAGCCUUUCACAAGAGUUGAUGGUCAAAGUCCCCAUGAGCCUGCUCAUUGUGAGGCCUGUAUGCAGGGCAUUUGUCCAAGGAGUCGGCCUUUUUCAUAAUGUGUGUGUGUUUGUGAGAGAGAGAGAGAGAUAGAGAGAGAUAGAGAGAGAGUGUGUUUCAAGCUGUAGAGAGUUUUUUACUAAUGUUUUAUGCCUAAACUCAUAUUGAAUAAGCUAGUUGUAUAAGAUUUCCCCUCCUGUCAUUCUGUUACAUUGUGUUGCUUCUGUCAUUUUCAUAUGAUAAUCAAGUGCAUAUAAGCUUUCAUAUUUAUUCCUGUUGGUAUCUUCUUGCUUUUAAUUUUCUUUAAAAUAUUAAUUUGUCUGCUCAAAAGCAUUAAACCAGCCUUCUUACAAACAUAAAUGCAAUAGAUAAAUAAAUGUGUAUGCAUACAAUUAACUACACGUA